Molecule: messenger RNA, 2945 nt
Organism: Urocitellus parryii (Arctic ground squirrel)
Lineage: Eukaryota; Metazoa; Chordata; Mammalia; Rodentia; Sciuridae
Gene: Kctd7
Product: potassium channel tetramerization domain containing 7
Biological process (GO): membrane hyperpolarization; positive regulation of transporter activity; protein homooligomerization
Cellular component (GO): plasma membrane
Molecular function (GO): protein binding
Source: RefSeq, a predicted model, not a curated record
CAUGCCCCGCGCUGCCCGGCGCUAGAGCCCGCGGCCACCGCCCUCCCCGCCCGCAGCCGCGCCCACCGCCCAGAGCCAGAGGGAUGGUGGUAGUCACGGGGCGGGAGCCAGACAGCCGUCGCCCUGACGGUGCCAUGUCCAGCUCCGACGCCGAGGACGACUUUCUGGAGCCGGCCACGCCGACGGCCACGCAGGCGGGCCACGCGCUGCCGCUGCUGCCACAGGAGUUUCCUGAGGUUGUCCCCCUUAACAUUGGAGGGGCUCACUUCACAACACGCCUGUCCACUCUGCGGCGUUACGAGGACACCAUGCUGGCUGCCAUGUUCAGCGGGCGACAUUACAUCCCCACAGACGCAGAGGGCCGGUACUUCAUCGACCGAGAUGGCACACACUUUGGGGACGUGCUGAACUUCCUGCGCUCGGGAGACCUGCCGCCCCGGGAGCGCGUGCGCGCUGUGCACAAGGAGGCCCAGUACUACGCCAUCGGGCCGCUGCUGGAGCAGCUGGAGAACGUGCAGCCGCUCAAGGGCGAGAAGGUGCGCCAGGCCUUCCUGGGGCUCAUGCCCUACUACAAAGACCACCUGGAGCGGAUCGUGGAGAUCGCGCGGCUGCGGGCGGUGCAGCGCAAGGCACGCUUCGCCAAGCUCAAGGUCUGYGUCUUCAAGGAGGAAAUGCCCAUCACGCCCUACGAGUGUCCACUGCUCAAUUCCCUACGCUUCGAGCGGAGUGAAAGUGAUGGUCAGCUCUUUGAGCACCACUGUGAGGUGGAUGUGUCCUUUGGGCCCUGGGAGGCCGUGGCGGACGUCUACGACCUGCUGCACUGCCUGGUCACGGACCUGGCGGCCCAGGGCCUCACGGUGGACCACCAGUGCAUUGGGGUGUGCGACAAGCACCUGGUCAACCACUACUACUGCAAGCGCCCCAUCUACGAGUUCAAGAUCACCUGGUGGUGAGCAGCGAGGGAGGCCUGCCCCUCCUCGGUGGCUCUGCUGUCCCAGAAUUCAGGGGCUGCAGCUGUCCCAGAACCCAAGGCAGGACCGAGUCCCAAGGCACAGCUUCUUGGGACAGGUGCAGCCUCAGGGCUAGUCUCAGGGCUUGUGGCCCUCAGGACAGGGACGGGUUUCCCAUGCCUUUUCCUGGGCAUGGCAGCCUGCACCUGUGGCUGGCCAGGUCCAGCCAGGGCUUAAGCAGGAGGUGGAGAGAGGUUCCAGUGAGGCUGCUGCCCGAGAGGCUGCUGCAUGGGCAUGAGGGUGCCCUCCUGGACCCAGGGCAUCCAUGUGGACCAGGUGUGUGGGCUCUGCCCUGCGCCUGCCCUGGCAGGGGGUGUGGAGACCUCCUCAGAACAGCUCCCYGCGCCUCUUGGAGAUGUGGCCCUUGUUGCCAAAGCCACGUACCAGGACGGCCAUAGGACAGCACCAUGUUUACAGCAGGGCGUCUUCUCAGUAUCGCGGGAGUGCAGCGGUUGGGACGCCUGWCUUCUGCCAGCCAGAACACCCUGACACCCGUCCGGGUCCCUCACACUGAGCUGGAGGGGCCUUUCCAGACCCUAUUCCUCUUCUUGCCGAUGCCCUCCCCCAGAGUCUGCUCUGGAGAAGUGUCCAGGCCUGCCYCCCCCCCACCGUCGGCAGAGGAGGGCCCCCGGUGGCCUCUGCCACUUGUUUCCAUGUCACUCUGUCUGCAGCUUGGGGCCCUAGCUGGGCAGUGGGCUCUCAUCCUCUAGGGAGAUCUGUGCAGCCCCCUGUAGGGCAGACAUGUCCCCGCGUCGGGCUCCUUGCUGACAGUAGUGUCCUGGACAACUCGGGGUGACUCCAGAGGGAGAGAUCUUAUAUGUGAAGAGUUGAUGAGCCAGGACUGGGCUGCGCCUGUGGUCCCCGCUGCUCAGGAGGCUGGGGUGGGAGGACAACGUGAGGCCCAAGUUCAGUACCAGUCUGGCAACAGAGCAAGACCCUGUCUCAGAAAAACCAAGGGAGAGAGCAUCAUUGAGAUCAGCCUCACUGCACUAAGUAGUCAAUAAGAAGCUCAGGUGGAGGUGGCUACAUCCUACUGAGGAAGAGAGGGCCGUGUCGGGACCCUGGCUAAGUCCUUCAUCCUGAUCCCAGUGGGAGGAGAGUCCAGGGAGUUCCCAUCUCACUCCUGGGAGGGUGGGACGGUGGAGACUCGGUCUGAGAGGACAGGGCUGUCAUUCCUGGUCCAAGACUCGCAUUUCCUCUCAUUCUCAAGAACACAGUCAUCUGUUCCAAAGCCGACAUCCCUGCAGUGACACCCUGCUCUGACAGGGAGGCCGUCCACUUGAUGGGGCUUCCUGCUGCUCCUGUGCUCCUCUCUGAGGGACUGUAGCAGAUGCUUCCAGAGGAGUGCCUGGUCUGGUGCCCCCCUGGGGCCCUUGGCUUCCUACCCAGCACCUCCAGGAGCAUCAGGGAGCUCUGCUGUUGUCCUCCACACCUGCAGGAUGGGAGAAAACUGGUCUGCCCAGGGUCACUUGUGCCCAGGAGCAGGUCCUAAAGGUGGCCCCGGGUUGCAGGGUGCUGGCCAAGGACACUGUCCCUCUGGCUCCUGCUGGAGAUGCUCGUUUCCCCAUUCUUCAUGCUGUCCUCAGUGGUGAGUUCUCUGCCACUGCGGGGAGGGGAGGAGACAAGGCUCGGGGCAGGAAGACCGGCCGAGGGGACACUGGGCACCAGCCUGAGGCUCCUCCCUAGAAGUGGUCUCAGCCUCCUGUUGAGUCCAGCUGGCCUUGACCUCCUGGGCUCACACAAUCCUGCUGCCUCAGCCCUCUGAGUGCUGGGACUUGCAGCAGUGCCCGUUGCACCUGCCCCCAUCCUGYGCAGUGUCUGGGGGUGUCCUGAGUGCUGAGGCUUGUAGCAGUGCCCACUGCACCUGCCCCCUGUCCUGCUCAGUGUGGGGGGAGUCAGAAAAGACUUGUCAGAAGCAUGUGGGUUUCUUUUUCU